Messenger RNA from Drosophila serrata, 587 nucleotides. It is a transcript of the gene CheB98a, whose product is annotated as Chemosensory protein A 98a. The record is from RefSeq and is a predicted model, not a curated record. Lineage: Eukaryota; Metazoa; Arthropoda; Insecta; Diptera; Drosophilidae.
UGGAUCUCAAAGUUAUCCUAUUGGCAAUUUUUGUCAGUUUAAGCAACGGAAAAGAAGCCUUGUAUGAGCUCACUUUAUCGGAUGAGGAUAUAUUUAGUGCUUGCUCAGAUACUGCACCAGGCACACUUGCCGUGAAUGGUUUUCUAGAUUUUUCGGAGUUAUCCACGAACUUGCAGGAGAACGGUAUGGAUUUCUCAGGAAAUAUGACGUUUGUAUGGGACAUUCAACCACAGGAUCGUGUAGAGUUCAUUAUUCGAGUUUUAUAUUUUGAUCGAGGCACUUGGAAACCAACAUACUCUGUGAUAACACACGAUUUCUGCAAGUCUAUGUACGAUUCAAGGCAAUUGUGGUACCCCACCUGGACAGGACACGUUAUAAACGUCGAAGAUGUCAGGGAUAAAUGUACAUAUCCUGGGACUAAACUUAUCUUUGAGCCUUACCUCAUGACUAUUGCCAUGAACUUUACAUUAGUACGAGAGGGACUUUAUAAAAUCCGAUGUACUUUCAAGGCAUUUGAUUCCGCCGACAAUGUGCGACCCACGAACAUAUGUUUUGAUAUUUUCGGAGAUGCACAUAAGAAAAAAUAA